AAAUGCAGCUCUGGCAGGUGCUCCCUCCCAACCGCACUGAGGCGCUUAGCCCCAGGGCCAUCAGUCGAUUAGGGGCGCUCUCCUGGAUAGCUGCACUAGCCUCCUCUGGGCUCUUCCACGCACUCCUCCAGGCUCCCUUUCCUGGUUCCUCCCUCCUUCCCAUCCUCUCCCCCGGUUGUCCCGAACUUCCUCCCUCCAGAGACAAACUUUGCCGCCUCCUCUCAACACAGUGGCAGAAAGUUGCGAGCGCCGCAGAGAAGCUAAGCGGUACCUGUGCCGGCGCCGACUUCCCCAGUCGCAGGUUCGGUGUACGGGCGUCCUGAACCCCGACACCCUACUUGCCACCAAAGGUUGAGAGGGAAUCGUGGGCCUGGGAGGAGACAGAGUGUUAGGCAGAGAGCGAGAGUCCCUGCGAGACUGCCUAGGCUGUGUUCCUCUCAUGGAAUAGCUCGGUAUCUCCGAGGCCCCAGGACGGGUCUCAGGGGAAGAGGGCGGCCCUGCGCUGAGACAGUAGCAAGGGAGGGGGCCGGGAAGAGGCGGUAGGGUCAGAAUUCAGAGGUAAGAAGUCCGAAGACAGAGUUUAGAUCUUUUACCUUAAACCCUUGACCUCCCCCCUUCCCCGCCCCUUCCCUGCCUUUUUCGUCGGAACGAGGAGCGAAAGGACUCAGAGGGAAGCGAGAGUGCGCACUGCACUCUGUGCCCCAAGAUGUUCGCUCCCCGUCAUGGCCAUGGUGCCCUGGCUGUCUUGGCUUUCGGCUUCCUGAUCACCCUGCUCUGGACUCCAGGUCUUGCCAAUAAAGAAACCAUGAUGAAGCCAGAACUGAGCAUUCUUGGAGAUCAAGUGGUGAUCCAAGCUGGUGGAACAUUUGACAUCACCUGCAGGGCGCUGGCUUCCGUUACCUGGACUUGGGGCACUGGGUCUGCAGGAGGUCGGGCCCGCAUCUUGGAGCACCCCUGCUCUGAUAACCCCCUUGUCACUUGCAGCCAGCUCACUAUCUUCCACACAGAAGCCGGUGACACAGGCUACUUUACCUGUAGCUACAAGGACAUUGCUGACAUCAAGGAUCCUAAUGACAAGGCCAGUGUGUACGUGUAUGUCAAAGAUGACAACCAGACCUUUGUGGAGACCUACUACGAAAUGCCACUGGUGAUCACUGUGUUUACUGAUACCCAAGAGGUGCUUGUGCCAUGCCGAGUCACUUCUCCUGAUGUCAGUGUCAAGCUUCAGUUGUUCCACCCUACCACAUUCACCUAUGAGAACCAAAAGUGGGAUCCCCGGAGAGGCUUCAUUGUGACCCGACCCUCCUACCACUUCUACAGCAGCAUUCUCCAGUGCGUUGCCGAAGUUAAUGGGAAGACACACAAAUCGUUCUAUCUGCCACAGCGUCUAGAAACCAAGAGAAAAAAUAUCUCCAUCAAAUACAACCACCAGAGACUUCUAGUGGGAGACACCCUUUUCCUACAAUGUGAUGCAGAGACCACGUUCAAUGGACGCAUCAAUCUGAACUGGGUGUUCAAUCGGCAAAAUUCCAAGACAACACCCAAGUGUUGUGAAAUUAAAAGACACUUGGACCAAGGGUCCCCUGUGUACAAGAGUUAUACUAACUUGACCAUCUGGAAUGUAACUAUGGAAGACAAGGGUUUGUACAUUUGCAGAGAAGACGACAACACUGCCCUGCAAGCCAAUGUCACCAUCACAGUGUACAAGAAACCAUUCCUCAAUGUGAGCUACAAGAGAAGCCGCAUUUAUGAAGUGACAGCUGGACAAAGUGUGCUCAAAAUGGGGGUGAGGGUGGAUGCUUUCCCUCGCCCCAAUGUGACCUGGUACAAAGAUGGCAGACCACUCCCAGCAAACCAUACCUUUCAGCCUGAUCCUCUUAAGUACAAACUCACAAUCCUGGAAGUGAACGUAAAGCAUGCUGGUAACUACACCUUUGCUCUGAGCAACACCAGGCACGGACUCUACAGAAACCUCACCAUACAACUGAUUGUCAAUGAAAAACCAAAGAUCUAUGAAAAGGAUACAGAUUUGAAACACAUCCAGCCAAUACUCCUCGGCAGUGAGAACACCCUUCGCUGUACAGCAAGUGGCCUGCCCGUGCCCUCUUUCGUGUGGGCCUGGGAACCCUGCCGCCCAAAAGAUGAGCUGUGUAUGGAACGAGGCAAGCGGAUCCAUCUUUCCAAUGAGACUCUGCAAAGCGAUCUUCCUGUAGGCAACAGGAUCCUGUCCAUUGAGGACAUGACAGUGACAAAUGGAGAAAAGACAAAGACUCUGAGCAUCCUGAAGAUAUUGACCAGCAACAUUUCUGGUAUAUACUACUGCAGGGCUAUAAACAAGGCUGGCAUUGAUGAGAGAAGAAUGCAAUUCUAUGUCUCAGAUGUGGCUGGCUUCAUGGAGGCAGAACCCCUGGUCUCUGUGAUUGAGGGCUAUGAUGCCCGGCUCAAAUGCAAGGCAGCUAAGUAUAUCUACACUCACCUCGCUUGGUUCAACCCCCUUGGAGAGAAGAUUCCUGUUAUGUACACAGAAAGCUUAAAAAAUAACUACUCCAUCUCAUUGACGCUGGUGAUUAAAAAUGUGACCCAGAAGGACAAAGGGCAGUACAAGUGCAAAGCUUGGACCCAGAGGAACAUCACCAAGAUGAUGCAACACACCACUCAGCUCCUAAUUAGAGAAAGAGUUGCUCCAUUCAUUAUUGAGAAUCUUACCAAUAUUGAGGUCAACAUCAGUGGCAAGAUUUUGCUGAACUGCAAUGUGAGUGGAACACCAUGGCCUAACAUCCACUGGUUGAAAGAUGGAGUUCCUGUUCUCGCUGCUUCAGGAAUCUCCUUUGAGAACAACAGCCUUAUUAUUGAGCGAGCCAAAAAAGAAGAUGAGGGCAUAUAUCAGUGCAAAGCGACCAAUGAGUUGGGGGAAGUCAGCACUGCAGCUCUUAUCACUGUGGAAGGCUCUGAAGACAAAUCCAAUAUUGAAGUCAUCAUUCUUGUUUGUACUGGCCUUGCAGCUACCCUUUUCUGGCUUCUUCUAACCCUGGUUAUUCGUAAACUCCGAAAGCCCAACGUGUCGGAAAUCAAAACAGGCUACCUCUCCAUCAUCAUGGAUCCUGAAGAGAUGCCCCUUGAUGAACAGUGCGAUAGGCUUCCCUAUGAUGCCACUAAGUGGGAAUUCCCUAGGGAACGGUUGCAGUUAGGCAAAAUCCUUGGUCACGGUGCCUUUGGUAAAGUGGUGGAGGCCUGUGCCUUUGGCAUCGACAGAGCUUCAACUUGCAAAACUGUGGCAGUGAAAAUGCUGAAAGAUUGUGCAACUUCCAGUGAGUUUAAGGCUUUGAUGUCGGAACUGAAGAUCCUCAUUCACAUUGGUCACCACCUCAAUGUGGUUAACUUGCUGGGUGCCUGCACCAAACCUGGAGGUCCUUUGAUGGUCAUUGUAGAAUUCUGCAAAUACGGAAAUCUGGCCGACUUUCUGAGAGGGAAGAGAGGAGAUUUUAUUGCUUCCAAGGUCCCGCUCAGUAUGGAUAGAAAGAUGAAGACCUUUCAUGAUUCUGACUGCAAGUCCUCUCAGCUGGUCAAGCAGCGUCUGGAGAGCGUGGCUAGCACAGGAAGUUCCACCAGCUCUGGCUUCAUUGAGGACAAAAGCUAUAGUGAAUCUGAUGAGGAGGAAGAAAGUAACCGCCACCUUCUGGGGGCCACAAUGACCCACCGAGUAGACUCAAAGAAUCUCUACAAGCACACCCUCACCUUGGAGGACCUGAUCUGCUAUAGCUUCCAAGUGGCCAAGGGCAUGGAGUUCCUCGCUUCCAGAAAAUGCAUUCAUCGGGACUUGGCUGCUCGGAACAUCCUUCUAACUGAUAAUAACAUUGUGAAGAUCUGUGACUUUGGUUUGGCCAGAGACAUCUACAAAGACCCUGACUAUGUCUGGAAGGGAGAUGCAAGACUCCCACUUAAGUGGAUGGCACCUGAAGCCAUUUUUGACAAAGUUUAUACUAUCCAGAGUGACGUGUGGUCAUUUGGCGUCUUGCUGUGGGAAAUAUUCUCUCUGGGUGCCUCACCAUACCCAGGAGUACAAAUAGAUGAAGAAUUCUGCCGUCAACUUAAGGCGGGAACACGAAUGAGAGCUCCUGAAUAUUCCACUCCUGAAAUCUACCAGACUAUGCUUGACUGCUGGCACAGUGAGUGCACUCAGAGACCCAACUUCUCGGACCUUGUCGGGCGUCUUGGAGAUCUCCUUCAGGCCAACGUUCAGCAGGAUGGCAAAGACUACAUACCUCUGAAUGGCACUGGCGGAACACCUACAUUCAUGGCCCUGGACCCUGUAGAGGAGACCAUAAGCAAUAAUAUCACCAUGGAAGCCAGCCUGAGUACCGUCAUGAAGAACAAGGAGUCCUUUCCAAGGAAGAGUGAGAUGGAGCUUGUGAAAUAUCAUUCAGCCCUUGGAGUUGAAGAGGAAGACCAGAUGAAAGAGACUUCCCUCCUGCCACUGGAUUCUACCCUUGAAUGCCACAGCCCACCACCCGACUAUAACUCUGUGGUCCACUACAGCACUGUACGCAUAUAACCUAGUACCAGUGCCCUUUGCCACCCCUUUCAAACUACUCCCUUUUUUGCCUCAGAAAUCAAGUAAUUCUGUUCACAUUCAGGUCAUGGUAGCAGAAUUACGAAUUUGGGAAAAGAGAAUGAAAAAAAUAACACCUUGGCAGAGAAUCUCCUUUCCUCGUACCCUUUGGGGGCAUAGCUGGCUGAAGGCAGGCCCCUGGGCCUGAUAGAGACACACCAUGAUGUUCAGCCCCAUUUCCCUUCCUAUUGAACACUAACAACCCUACCUGGAUGUGCUCAGACUCAUAACAACAUAUUUAAUAAUUCUAUACGUCUCACCACCAACUUUGCCCAUUACACUUUCACAAGGGCCAUUAGAAGGAGCCAUCUCUAUUGACCCCUCAAAGACCCACAGAGCCUCUAAUCAGGAACUGUGACCACAUCAUAUUCCAAUGUUGGCAAUCAGCUCCUAAACAGGGCUUGGUGGGCCCUGUUUACCUGGAUUUCUUAAAAAAAAUUAAAUCAGCCCUAGCUGGUGUGCCUCAGUGGAUUGAGUGUGGACCUGUGAAGCAAAGGGUCGCCAGUCUGAUUCCCAGUCAAGGCACAUGCAUGGGUUGUGGGCCAGGUCCCCAGUAGGAGACACAUGAGAGGCAACCACACAUUGAUGUUUCUCCCACUCUUCUUCCCUUCCACUUUCUAAAAAUAAAUAAAAUAUUUGAAAAAAUCAUUCUAAUUAAAAAAAAAUUAAAUCGGCCAUUUUUAAGACCUGAAAUGUACUAGGGUUUGCCAGUGGACAGGAGUUGGUGACUCUGCCUGUAGUGUCUACCCACGAGGCAUCUCUAACAUAACACUGCAUAGCCUCCUUUGGUUUUAGGCAAUUGCUAGCAGUUCUAGUGGGAGUUGGCAAUAUCCAGUAUAUUUAGGAUGGUCUCCCUGUGAAUUACCAGUCAUCACUUUUGUUCCCAUGGUAGAAAACAUUCAAUUCAACUCGUGGAUUUCAAGAAUAGAAAGACUUUGACACAUAAGGUCCCAGAUCCACAUACAUCUCUACAUGGAUUCAGACAAAAGCAGCAAGGGAAGUGAUGUGCUCAGUGCCCAUUCAGAUUGGCCUGUACUCUGCUUCUAGAGAUGUCCUGUCACUACCUCUCUGUGAAAGGACAACAAUGUAGUAACCUCGUGUUGGUCAGGGGUGACUGAUAAAUACUGGCCCUUUCUGUAAUCUCUGAAAAGCAACUAUCUAUUUGAUUCGGAUGAGGCAGGGCCACCCCCCACUUUCAUCCUAAACUCAUCUCUGGAAUGUGUCGUGAGACUAUCCAUUGAUUUUAGAGAUAGUGAGUCUCUAAAUUCAUGCUCAUGGCACCAAGGAAAAGGAGUAAGCAACAUUUUACAAACAUGAGGACCUGAAAGAUGCAUGGUUCAUCCCCACUUCCCAUUUUCUAAAUGGGAAAACUAAGAACCAUAGAAAUGAAGGGGCUUGGAUACAUGUCUCCUGACAACUGGCCCAAUGCUGUUUCCCUGUUUGGACCAGGUAGACACAUUUGUGCGUGCACACAAACACCUAACGUGAAAGAUGCAACUGGAAUAGCUCUCAAGAGUAGUUCUUUCCUUAUGGAAACAGGCCUGGGCUUCUGCUGCAGCUGCUCCCAUCUCUUCUGUAGUGGUCCAAAGAAACCCAGGACUCAAACCCAGUGUUUGUUUGUGACUCGAGCAUUAGUGAUGUAAAAGGCAAAGCAAGCUACUUCCAUUACUUGUCCAUUUAAGAAGUUUCUAAAAAGGCCCAAAGACACAGGCCCGAGUCCUAGAAAAAAAAACCCAUGUUUGGGGGUAUUCAAAACCAAGAGCUAAAUGCAAAGCUUCCUAUCACUCCCAUACCUUAGCCUGUUGACAGUGCUAUACACAUUUGCUGCUUGGCUCAGAAAAAGUAGUGCCGUAUAUAUGAUGGAAGAAGGGAUGGUGGAUAACCAACAGCCUCCAACUAUUAACUAGGGGAAUUGCCUUCCUCCAGAUAUUCUCCAUGAAGUGCUUCUUUGGCAGCUGCACUCAGGAAAUUAUCUGAAUCAGCUUUGUUACUGGCCUAGGAAGACCCUGUGAGUUGAAUGGAAGAAGGUUAUAGUGAAGGGCCAAACCUGAUUCCUCCCUCUUUCCUGUCUGCUGAAAAAGGAUGGCCAUAGAGAUAGCAAUAAAUUGAUCAUUUGUCCACUCAUCUGGUAUGAAAUCCCAGUCUUGAUGGUCAUCAGUGUUGCCAAAGACCACCAUUACCUAACACAAACUUUAUGUAGUGGGAUCCCCCCAAACAGAGUUGAUGAUCUACUACAUUGUUUUUUAAUGUAUCUUUAGAGGGGAAGAGAAGGAGAGAAAUAUCAAUGCAUGGUUGCCUCUCGUGCAUCCCUUGCCAAGAACUGGCCUGCAGCCCAAGCAUGUGCCCUAACUGGGAAUCAAACCGCGGUCCCUUAGUUCGCAGUGCUCAAUCCACUGAACUACACCAGCCAGGGCGAUCUACUAUAUUUCUGAUUUAACUGGGGGAAAGAGCCUCCCAACUGUUCAAAAAACUUCAGUAAUGCACGUGGCUCUGCUACCCACUGUUUUAAAGAAGAGAAGUUCAUUCAAUUUAUCCAGCAAGAGAAUUCACCUUUGGCAGCACAUGCUUAUAUGGCAUCUGCUUUAUAUAAAGCUUUUUCUCAAGGCAGACACUGACCAGAACUUUUAAGAGGACUUCACAUAGAUACAGAGUCAAUAUAAACAUCUUCAGACAGGUCCAAGGACCCCUCACAACAGGUCUCAGGAACAAUAAUUUAUAAAGAAAUGACCGCAUUCCUACUCAUAAGAAUUUGGGAUAGGACACUUAGACCAGCAAACAAUAGUGCCACUUCAAAGUGUUAAAAAGUUUGAGGAUCCAGAUUUUUAAUUGAUAUGAUUUAUAAUUUAUCUUGUUUGUUGAAUUAUGUUCUAGACUGGCUUUCCUUGAAUCAAAGACCAUGUCAGACUAGGCUGUUCUGGCCGAAUUACUUAAGGCAAUUCCUCCCACUCCUUUACUAGUGCUCUCAGCUACUGAAGAGUUCUUUAGUCUCUGUCCCCCAUUCUCUAUUGGACCUCAUAUUGGGCCAUGGCCAGGAAAGAUAAGCACUAAGAGGGGGCUCCUCACCUCUGUUUACCUCUUGAAGGGGGUAAACCCUCCAUCAAGAAUGUCACUUCUCACCUGAAGGGUGCACAGAUAUCACUGCCCUCACCCAAGCAUGUGAACAGGUCUGGCGAGCCAACCAGCAUCCUAUUCUUAUGAAAGGUUCAUGUCCACAUCCCACAGUGGAUACAUUAUCCAAAUGUUACCGAUUUGUGUUGAUAAUUUACCAAUCUAUUGUUUUAAACUUAACUAUUCUUCCUCUUACUGGAGUCUCUAUUCAUGUAGCCAUAUACACAUAUAUACACAAGCGAUGUUUCUAAAUUGUUAUCCCAUACCAAAAAUGGCAUUUUAGAACGGCACCCUUUCUUCAGGCAAAACCACACUCUAUGAGAGGAACCACCUCUCAGAGCGGGCAUGGUUUCCAAUAUUAGUUUCAAAUGUCAGAUACCUCAUUCUUCUCUGGGAUUUACUAGACCUUAUCUUGUUAUGUUGAACUCCUUCUGGUGUUCCAGGUUGGGCAAAUGUUCCAUCAAAUUCUGGGUAAUGCUUGCUCUGCUGAUAGCUAACUCCCUUUCACCCAGAGGAUGAGAAGGGGGAGGGGAGAGAAUGGAUUGGUAUUGACUCAGGGACCCAUCCAAUUAUUUGUGAGGUUGGGUAGUAGAGCUUAAAUUGGUAAGGGAGUCCAACUAACCCGGUUUCUCAGGGAUUCUUGCAUGGUCCCCAGGGGUAUUUCUAGCUACUUAUCUUUGCCUAAUUUUGUUGGUAAAGUCUUUUAAGAUCUUGCAGUUAAUGAGAUAAGCUUUCCUUGUCACUUUUGCUAGACUUUUUAACUUAUUGUUUCCACACCUUGGGGACAACAAGACCCAUAAGGCUUAAAGACACUUUACUCUCCAGAUGAAAAUUUUGCAGCCUGUAGUAUUCUCCUUAGGAGAAUAAAUACCCAGCUGGUUGAUGGCUUUCAUUCUUUCGUGUGCCUCUUUGGAUUCCUGUGUACCCAUGAGUGCUUAGCAGCAGCCUAGAAGCAGAUUUGUUAGGGAAUCCCGUCCAGAAGUUGGCAAAGGUGAUUUUACAUGGCUUGCAAAGCUGUCAUGGCUAAUGUGCCCCACUCUGCUCUGCAGUUCUACAACACUCACCCCCUCCAAGAGGCCUUCUGACACUAAUAUAUAUUCAUGUAAAAAGUAGUCGAUAACAGAGAUAGGACUGGAUUGCAUACGAGGGUGUUAAUAUAAUACCAUCCUGGUAUGUUCACCAGCAGCCAAACUGUGCUUUUUUUUCUGAAGUCUCUUCAUUCCCCAUAGACAAUGAGAUUCCUCUUAGGGAUCAAUUGUUAACUUCAACCUACCUCUCUAAUCUUGUCUCUUGGCAAGCGGAUAAGGCGAGUGAUUAAAAGAAGUCACUAACCCCUCUCCUGGCACCUAGUGACACACUGAUUGCCAAGGUAGCAACAGUAGCAGUGACCACAGAAACAUUACUUCUGGUCCUGCCACCAAGUAGUCUGAUGCAAGACUUUGGUCCUUUGAGGCUGGAACUCCUCAUCUAUUUCAAAUAAGUGUUCAUUCUAUUAUUCUUCCUCUCUGACUGUAAGAUAAAAAGCCUAUCAAAUUCUGGGGUCACCCUACCCUGCUGGCAUUUCCCCCCCUACCAACAGGAUGUCAUUCUGAUAUGAGACUGUUCCCGUUAGGUUAAAAAAACCACAUUUGCUCCAGAAACAGGGUCAGAGAAGAAAAUGAGAAAGCUUUUUGGUAGAGGAUUGCCCUUUAACCUCUAUCUUGUAAUAUCAAAUUUUCAGUGUACCCCAUAGAAAAAUGAGAAGCUCUGCCCUAGAUUUAUGAUAUGGCCAUGCUGCUAAGAAGGUGGUGCAAAGGCCCUACCUGAGCAAUGGAUGAAGGUCAGGAUAGUGUGGUCCAGUGCUUAGCAAAUGUUCAGCUUUGACAAAAAUUCCACUAUGUAAGAAGCAGCGUUCUACUACCAUUUCCUUUGUACACCUUUUGUACACAUUUCCUUCAUUCACCUUGUUCUUCCCUGACUGCAAACGUGUCAGGAAAAAUCCCAAACACGAGUAAAUCCUUGUAACAUAAAGCUUUCCUUAGCUUUUUCCCUUAGCCAGAUGGAGAAUGUAUACAAGUGAAUAAAUCUUCCCCUUCCAUAAGUUGUAUCUUAUUAUUAUGUAAUCAAAUAAUAUUGUAUUUUUAUUUUAAAUACAGAAGUAGAUGUAUCUAUACAUACAUAUAUGUACAAUCCAGAAAUAUUAUCUUCCUGAUAUUAUUUGGCAUUUAUAUAUUUCUGAAAGCUGUAACUGCUACCUCUUCCAAGCAGUAUCUCUCCCCUAUCAUUUCUACUUGAGAUGGUUUUGUAAAGGUGAAUUUUACCAUAUGUGGAGUAAACAAACUUCCGGAAGA
Artibeus jamaicensis (Jamaican fruit-eating bat) is the source of this 10047-nucleotide messenger RNA. Its product is annotated as vascular endothelial growth factor receptor kdr-like. Gene Ontology annotation, cellular component: signaling receptor complex. The record is from RefSeq and is a predicted model, not a curated record. The transcript is spliced from 28 exons. Gene Ontology annotation, biological process: protein phosphorylation; positive regulation of kinase activity; multicellular organism development. Bases 707 to 4552 code for a protein of 1281 amino acids. Lineage: Eukaryota; Metazoa; Chordata; Mammalia; Chiroptera; Phyllostomidae. Gene Ontology annotation, molecular function: ATP binding; transmembrane receptor protein tyrosine kinase activity.